Messenger RNA from Schistosoma spindalis, 1009 nucleotides. The record is from the annotation of a GenBank genome assembly. NCBI's taxonomy places the organism in Eukaryota, Metazoa, Platyhelminthes, Trematoda, Strigeidida, Schistosomatidae.
UCAUUUGCUCUCGUUUUUAGAUAUAAUGACUUCGAACCUUGGGUUCUUUAAUUUAAUGGACAACUUUUUGCCAUCAGAUAAGUGUUUACUAGUGAAUGACUUAGGGUGUACUUCUUAUAGUACCAGUGUUUCUUGUCCAAAUUCAUCUUGCCUUUGUGUCACUGAGGAUCUACAGCUGAUGGAACAGCAUUAUGCAACUUGUCAUCAUCAUUCAUGUUCACUCUGUGGUUUAAGUUUUAUAUCUUCACGGAUUCUUUCGAUACAUGAACAAAUUGCACAUUGUGGAGCUUUUAAACCAAAGCUGGACUGUUUUCUCGUUGUAUGUCCUCAAAAGUUCUGUGACUCUGCCGAACUUUUCGCACAUGCUUAUGAUUGCCAUGGGCUUCUUCCUGACUCGUCAGUGCUUAUAGGUACAAUGAUAAGUGUCGAAAAUCUCAAUUCCAAUAAAAUUGUAAGAACAUUUUAUAUAAUCCUUGUAUUGAAUACAUUUAAUAGCUUUUCUCUUAAUAACAGUUUUUCAAUUAACCGGUUUUUUUUCGUUUCGCAAAAAUAAACUAAAAAUUAAUUAGCUAAGUAGAUAAAAAUGGGUGUUACUCUGUCCAGCGUUAGGUUAAACAUCAGGUAGGAUUUAUCCCACUAGUUGUUUAAUGUAAAUAUUACAUGACGCGCAGACGAAAACGUGUGAGUGCGAGUUGUAAUGUACACUAUAACAUUACGAGUAGAUAGAAUAUAAAAAUGAUGCACGAAGUGCAUUAGUACGAACGAACAAAACUAUCAAGUUCGAAAACUUCCAUACAGAUCGAUUUUGACAAAGCAUGUCGCAUUAGUGUGUAAUAAGUAAUAAGUAUUUGCAUAGUAAUCAUCAAUCUGUAGAAAAUAAAACAAUUGGUAAAAUGCAUUGAGAACAUAAACAACCUUCUGUCAAACUAACUACCGGUAAAAUUUCGUAUCACUUAAUUGCAAUACAUUUUCAGAGAUAUCUCAAGUUGUGUUCCAACGACCUGAUAAU